AUGGAGCUCGCAUGUUACCAUUCCCUUCGUCUCGUCGACCUUCCUCCCGCUCGUCCCCUCGCAUCCCCGUCUUCCUCUCUCCCCGUCGCCCUCGCCAUCCCUCUCGUUUCCCUUCUGUUCGCGCACACUUGUCACCCUUCCCUGCUUCCCCCCAUCCCCUUCCCUGCUUCCCCCCAUCCCGCUCCCUGCUUCCGCCCAUCCCAUUCCCUGCUCCCCCCCAUCCCCUUCCCUGCUUCCCCCCAUCCCCUUCCCUGCUUCCCCCCAUCCCCUUCCCUGCUUCCCCCCAUCCCCUUCCCUGCUUCCCCCCAUCCCCUUCCCUGCUUCCCCCCAUCCCCUUCCCUGCUUCCCCCCAUCCCCUUCCCUGCUUCCCCCCAUCCCCUUCCCUGCUUCCCCCCAUCCCCUUCCCUGCUUCCCCCCAUCCCCUUCCCUGCUUCCCCCCAUCCCCUUCCCUGCUUCCCCCCAUCCCCUUCCCUGCUUCCCCCCAUCCCCUUCCCUGCUUCCCCCCAUCCCCUUCCCUGCUUCCCCCCAUCCCCUUCCCUGCUUCCCCCCAUCCCCUUCCCUGCUUCCCCCCAUCCCGCUCCCUGCUUCCGCCCAUCCCAUUCCCUGCUCCCCCCAUCCCCUUCCCUGCUUCCCCCCAUCCCCUUCCCUGCUUCCCCCCAUCCCCUUCCCUGCUUCCCCCCAUCCCCUUCCCUGCUUCCCCCCAUCCCCUUCCCUGCUUCCCCCCAUCCCCUUCCCUGCUUCCCCCCAUCCCCUUCCCUGCUUCCCCCCAUCCCCUUCCCUGCUUCCCCCCAUCCCCUUCCCUGCUUCCCCCCAUCCCCUUCCCUGCUUCCCCCCAUCCCCUUCCCUGCUUCCCCCCAUCCCCUUCCCUGCUUCCCCCCAUCCCCUUCCCUGCUUCCCCCCAUCCCCUUCCCUGCUUCCCCCCAUCCCCUUCCCUGCUUCCCCCCAUCCCCUUCCCUGCUUCCCCCCAUCCCAUUCUCUGCUUCCGCCCAUCCCAUUCCCUGCUCCCCCCCAUCCCCUUCCCUGCUUCCCCCCAUCCCCUUCCCUGCUUCCCCCCAUCCCAUUCUCUGCUUCCGCCCAUCCCAUUCCCUGCUCCCCCCCAUCCCCUUCCCUGCUUCCCCCCAUCCCCUUCCCUGCUUCCCCCCAUCCCCUUCCCUGCUUCCCCCCAUCCCCUUCCCUGCUUCCCCCCAUCCCCUUCCCUGCUUCCCCCCAUCCCCUUCCCUGCUUCCCCCCAUCCCCUUCCCUGCUUCCCCCCAUCCCGCUCCCUGCUUCCGCCCAUCCCAUUCCCUGCUCCCCCCCAUCCCCUUCCCUGCUUCCCCCCAUCCCCUUCCCUGCUUCCCCCCAUCCCCUUCCCUGCUUCCCCCCAUCCCCUUCCCUGCUUCCCCCCAUCCCCUUCCCUGCUUCCCCCCAUCCCCUUCCCUGCUUCCCCCCAUCCCCUUCCCUGCUUCCCCCCAUCCCCUUCCCUGCUUCCCCCCAUCCCCUUCCCUGCUUCCCCCCAUCCCCUUCCCUGCUUCCCCCCAUCCCCUUCCCUGCUUCCCCCCAUCCCCUUCCCUGCUUCCCCCCAUCCCCUUCCCUGCUUCCCCCCAUCCCCUUCCCUGCUUCCCCCCAUCCCCUUCCCUGCUUCCCCCCAUCCCCUUCCCUGCUUCCCCCCAUCCCCUUCCCUGCUUCCCCCCAUCCCCUUCCCUGCUUCCCCCCAUCCCGCUCCCUGCUUCCGCCCAUCCCAUUCCCUGCUCCCCCCCAUCCCCUUCCCUGCUUCCCCCCAUCCCCUUCCCUGCUUCCCCCCAUCCCCUUCCCUGCUUCCCCCCAUCCCCUUCCCUGCUUCCCCCCAUCCCCUUCCCUGCUUCCCCCCAUCCCCUUCCCUGCUUCCCCCCAUCCCCUUCCCUGCUUCCCCCCAUCCCCUUCCCUGCUUCCCCCCAUCCCCUUCCCUGCUUCCCCCCAUCCCCUUCCCUGCUUCCCCCCAUCCCCUUCCCUGCUUCCCCCCAUCCCCUUCCCUGCUUCCCCCCAUCCCAUCCCCUGCUUCCGCCCAUCCCAUCCCCUGCUUCCCCCCAUCCCCUUCCCUGCUUCCCCCCAUCCCCUUCCCUGCUUCCCCCCAUCCCCUUCCCUGCUUCCCCCCAUCCCCUUCCCUGCUUCCCCCCAUCCCCUUCCCUGCUUCCCCCCAUCCCCUUCCCUGCUUCCCCCCAUCCCCUUCCCUGCUUCCCCCCAUCCCCUUCCCUGCUUCCCCCCAUCCCCUUCCCUGCUUCCCCCCAUCCCCUUCCCUGCUUCCCCCCAUCCCCUUCCCUGCUUCCCCCCAUCCCCUUCCCUGCUUCCCCCCAUCCCGCUCCCUGCUUCCGCCCAUCCCAUUCCCUGCUCCCCCCCAUCCCCUUCCCUGCUUCCCCCCAUCCCCUUCCCUGCUUCCCUUCCCCUAUCCCCUUCCCUGCUUCCCCCCAUCCCCUUCCCUGCUUCCCCCCAUCCCCUUCCCUGCUUCCCCCCAUCCCCUUCCCUGCUUCCCCCCAUCCCCUUCCCUGCUUCCCCCCAUCCCCUUCCCUGCUUCCCCCCAUCCCCUUCCCUGCUUCCCCCCAUCCCCUUCCCUGCUUCCCCCCAUCCCCUUCCCUGCUUCCCCCCAUCCCCUUCCCUGCUUCCCCCCAUCCCCUUCCCUGCUUCCCCCCAUCCCCUUCCCUGCUUCCCCCCAUCCCCUUCCCUGCUUCCCCCCAUCCCCUUCCCUGCUUCCCCCCAUCCCCUUCCCUGCUUCCCCCCAUCCCCUUCCCUGCUUCCCCCCAUCCCCUUCCCUGCUUCCCCCCAUCCCGCUCCCUGCUUCCGCCCAUCCCAUUCCCUGCUCCCCCCCAUCCCCUUCCCUGCUUCCCCCCAUCCCCUUCCCUGCUUCCCCCCAUCCCCUUCCCUGCUUCCCCCCAUCCCCUUCCCUGCUUCCCCCCAUCCCCUUCCCUGCUUCCCCCCAUCCCCUUCCCUGCUUCCCCCCAUCCCCUUCCCUGCUUCCCCCCAUCCCCUUCCCUGCUUCCCCCCAUCCCCUUCCCUGCUUCCCCCCAUCCCCUUCCCUGCUUCCCCCCAUCCCCUUCCCUGCUUCCCCCCAUCCCCUUCCCUGCUUCCCCCCAUCCCAUCCCCUGCUUCCGCCCAUCCCAUCCCCUGCUUCCCCCCAUCCCCUUCCCUGCUUCCCCCCAUCCCCUUCCCUGCUUCCCCCCAUCCCCUUCCCUGCUUCCCCCCAUCCCCUUCCCUGCUUCCCCCCAUCCCCUUCCCUGCUUCCCCCCAUCCCCUUCCCUGCUUCCCCCCAUCCCCUUCCCUGCUUCCCCCCAUCCCCUUCCCUGCUUCCCCCCAUCCCCUUCCCUGCUUCCCCCCAUCCCCUUCCCUGCUUCCCCCCAUCCCCUUCCCUGCUUCCCCCCAUCCCGCUCCCUGCUUCCGCCCAUCCCAUUCCCUGCUCCCCCCCAUCCCCUUCCCUGCUUCCCCCCAUCCCCUUCCCUGCUUCCCCCCAUCCCCUUCCCUGCUUCCCCCCAUCCCCUUCCCUGCUUCCCCCCAUCCCCUUCCCUGCUUCCCCCCAUCCCCUUCCCUGCUUCCCCCCAUCCCCUUCCCUGCUUCCCCCCAUCCCCUUCCCUGCUUCCCCCCAUCCCCUUCCCUGCUUCCCCCCAUCCCCUUCCCUGCUUCCCCCCAUCCCCUUCCCUGCUUCCCCCCAUCCCCUUCCCUGCUUCCCCCCAUCCCAUCCCCUGCUUCCGCCCAUCCCAUCCCCUGCUUCCCCCCAUCCCCUUCCCUGCUUCCCCCCAUCCCCUUCCCUGCUUCCCCCCAUCCCCUUCCCUGCUUCCCCCCAUCCCCUUCCCUGCUUCCCCCCAUCCCCUUCCCUGCUUCCCCCCAUCCCCUUCCCUGCUUCCCCCCAUCCCCUUCCCUGCUUCCCCCCAUCCCCUUCCCUGCUUCCCCCCAUCCCCUUCCCUGCUUCCCCCCAUCCCCUUCCCUGCUUCCCCCCAUCCCCUUCCCUGCUUCCCCCCAUCCCCUUCCCUGCUUCCCCCCAUCCCCUUCCCUGCUUCCCCCCAUCCCGCUCCCUGCUUCCGCCCAUCCCAUUCCCUGCUCCCCCCCAUCCCCUUCCCUGCUUCCCCCAUUCCCUUCCCUGCUUCCCCCUAUCCCCUUCCCUGCUUCCCCCCAUCCCCUUCCCUGCUUCCCCCCAUCCCCUUCCCUGCUUCCCCCCAUCCCCUUCCCUGCUUCCCCCCAUCCCCUUCCCUGCUUCCCCCCAUCCCCUUCCCUGCUUCCCCCCAUCCCCUUCCCUGCUUCCCCCCAUCCCCUUCCCUGCUUCCCCCCAUCCCCUUCCCUGCUUCCCCCCAUCCCCUUCCCUGCUUCCCCCCAUCCCCUUCCCUGCUUCCCCCCAUCCCCUUCCCUGCUUCCCCCCAUCCCCUUCCCUGCUUCCCCCCAUCCCCUUCCCUGCUUCCCCCCAUCCCCUUCCCUGCUUCCCCCCAUCCCCUUCCCUGCUUCCCCCCAUCCCCUUCCCUGCUUCCCCCCAUCCCCUUCCCUGCUUCCCCCCAUCCCCUUCCCUGCUUCCCCCCAUCCCCUUCCCUGCUUCCCCCCAUCCCCUUCCCUGCUUCCCCCCAUCCCCUUCCUUGCUCCUCUUCUUCUGCGCGGCAGACCAUCAAAGCACCACAUCCAGCAGAUCUUUGA
Closterium sp. Yama58-4 is the source of this 4623-nucleotide messenger RNA. NCBI's taxonomy places the organism in Eukaryota, Viridiplantae, Streptophyta, Zygnematophyceae, Desmidiales, Closteriaceae. The record is from the annotation of a GenBank genome assembly.